AUGUUCCAAAGGCGGUUUUGCAAAGUCCUAGCAACGACUAUGAAUGAUAGCGACUCCUCAGAUUUGUCCUCCUAUGCAAGUGAAUCAUCUUCCGAUGCGUUCGAAACUAAUUUGAACGCAUCAAACGAUGCACGAUCUAAUACACCUCGUGAUUCGGUCAUACAGAAGUUACCUGCAAGACAAAAGUCUAAUGAUGAAUCCGUAGUGCCUUUUGCAACCAUUAAAGUCGAGUCACAAAUGAUAGUUGAAGGUGAUGCACUAACCGUUAAAAUAUCACCCGAUAAAUUGGCUUAUGCAGUUGGAUUAUCAAAUGGUGUUAUCAGGAUAUUCUUUGUUGAUAAACAAAUAAACGAGAAUAACGUCAUUGCAUUGAAAUCCCCUAAAGAGAAGCUUCCAUGCAAUGACAUGUGUUUUAUCGAUAGUUCAUCAAAACCCUUCUCAAAAAAGAGUCCAAAUCUUCUGGCUGUUUACUCUUCUGGCUACAUCAGACUAUGGGACUGCUUCAAUCAAGUGGCACAAGCGACCAUGAUUUUUGAGGUUUUUGAGAGCGCAGACCCUUGCGACUUCAACCUUAUCAGUGAAGAAGGUACCGUUGCGAAUGAACUCUUGUGUGUAGCAUUGUCAAUGGAUGCAACACGCUUUGUAACUGGCGGAAGUGACACUAUUAUCAAGGUUUACGACCUGACGACGCGACUACGCCUCUUAAACUUAAAAUCGGGAUCGAGAACCUAUCUAACAAAGGAGUGUACACAUCACACAAGUCGUAUAUCCGCCUUGGUUUAUCAUCCCAGAGGAAAAAACGACCCGAUGUAUAGUCACAUCUUCGUUUCAGCUAGUUGGGACCAAACAAUACAGAUAUGGGAUGACCGAAAAGUAGCAUCUCUUUGGCAUUACUAUGGUCCACAAGUUGUGGGUUCGGAUGGAUUGGACAUAGACGGCAUGCAAAAUAUUAUUGUAGCCGCUUCAUGGGUCCGCAGUGGCGUUAUGUUAAAAAUGUGGAAAUUUGCAGAUUUCUCCAUUACUGGAAGCUCACUAGCUGCGAAACGCAAGAUUCUUCAAAAUUACAGCAAACCCGUAAAUGAAGUGGCGCUUGAAGGUUCUGAAUCUACAACCCAGGGAUAUGUUGCUCGUAUAGGUGGAGAAGGUCGCUACAUCUUCUACGCCGGUUACGGAAUGAACAUCCUCAAAGUAAUCGAUCGUGAAAGCAUGAGUAUCGUCACAGGUCUGACCGAUCUUCCAAAUGCAGUCUACAGCCUGGACUCCUGCCUCGACCCCCGGGACAAGCGGCGGUGCCUGCUCGUCUUCACCAAUACAAAAAAUGUCUACCUGGCUUCAGUGCAGUCGAGAUCGACUUUCCUGGAAGUUUCUACAGCGUAA
Echinococcus granulosus is the source of this 1377-nucleotide messenger RNA. Its product is annotated as Nucleoporin GLE2. The transcript has 9 exons. NCBI's taxonomy places the organism in Eukaryota, Metazoa, Platyhelminthes, Cestoda, Cyclophyllidea, Taeniidae. The coding region runs from base 1 to 1377 and encodes 458 amino acids. The record is from RefSeq and is a predicted model, not a curated record. Gene Ontology annotation, molecular function: protein binding.